GCGGGCCCGGCCGCGGCCCACAGAGCCGUCCCCGCCCGCCCGCGCCCCGACCAGCCCGGCCUCGGGCAGCCACUCACCGGUGUCCCCCGUCCGCGUCCUUCCUCCCCGGGUCCCGGCCAUGGCGCUGAGUGAACCCAUCCUGCCGUCCUUCUCCACUUUCGCCAGCCCGUGCCGCGAGCGCGGCCUGCAGGAGCGCUGGCCGCGCGCCGAGCCCGAGCCCGGCGGCACCGACGACGACCUCAACAGCGUGCUGGACUUCAUCCUGUCCAUGGGGCUGGACGGCCUGGGCGCCGAGGCCGCCCCGGAGCCGCCGCCGCCGCCGCCCCCGCCGCCUGCGUUCUAUUACCCCGAACCCGGCGCGCCCCCGCCCUACAGCGCCCCCGCGGGUGGCCUGGUGUCUGAGCUGCUGCGACCCGAGCUGGACGCGCCGCCGGGGCCCGCACUGCACGGCCGCUUUCUGCUGGCGCCGCCCGGCCGCCUGGUCAAGGCCGAGCCCCCUGAAGCGGACGGCGGCGGCGGCUACGGCUGCGCCCCCGGGCUGAGCCGUGGACCGCGCGGCCUCAAGCGCGAGGGCGCCCCGGGCCCGGCGGCCUCGUGCAUGCGAGGUCCCGGGGGCCGCCCCCCGCCGCCGCCCGACACCCCGCCGCUCAGCCCCGACGGCCCAGCGCGCCUGCCCGCGCCCGGCCCGCGCGCCUCUUUCCCGCCGCCUUUCGGUGGCCCUGGCUUCGGCGCGCCCGGGCCCGGCCUGCAUUACGCGCCGCCUGCGCCCCCAGCCUUCGGUCUCUUCGACGACGCGGCCGCCGCCGCGGCAGCCCUGGGCCUGGCGCCCCCCGCCGCCCGCGGUCUCCUCACGCCGCCUGCGUCCCCGCUGGAGCUGCUGGAGGCCAAGCCAAAGCGCGGCCGCCGCUCCUGGCCCCGCAAACGCACCGCCACUCACACCUGCAGCUACGCGGGCUGCGGCAAGACCUACACCAAGAGUUCGCAUCUGAAGGCGCAUCUGCGCACGCACACAGGUGAGAAGCCCUACCACUGCAACUGGGACGGCUGCGGCUGGAAGUUUGCGCGCUCAGACGAGCUCACGCGCCACUACCGCAAGCACACGGGCCACCGGCCAUUCCAGUGCCAUCUGUGCGAUCGUGCCUUCUCCCGCUCCGAUCACCUGGCGCUGCACAUGAAACGGCACAUGUAGCCGGGACGCCCCCGCCCACCUGCGCGCGGCCGUGGCGGGUCCCACGCGCCGGGCGCGGCCCCCUCCCGAACUGUGACUGGUAUUUAUUGGACCCAGAGAACCGGGCCGGGCACAGCGUGGCUACAGAGGGUCUCCCUCGAUGACGACGACGACGCCACCACCCCAGCCCCUGUCUGUGACCGAAGGCCCGGUGGGAAAAGACCACGAUCCUCCUUGACGAGUUUUGUUUUUCAAAAUGGUGCAAUAAUUUAAGUGGCAUCUUCUCUCCCACCGGGUCUACACUAGAGGAUCGAGGCUUGUGAUGCCUUGUGAAGAAAUAAGGGCCUUAAUUUGUAC
Pongo pygmaeus (Bornean orangutan) is the source of this 1525-nucleotide messenger RNA. It is a transcript of the gene KLF2, whose product is annotated as KLF transcription factor 2. The transcript has 3 exons. Bases 119 to 1189 code for a protein of 356 amino acids. Gene Ontology annotation, molecular function: RNA polymerase II cis-regulatory region sequence-specific DNA binding; DNA-binding transcription factor activity, RNA polymerase II-specific. Gene Ontology annotation, biological process: regulation of transcription by RNA polymerase II. Lineage: Eukaryota; Metazoa; Chordata; Mammalia; Primates; Hominidae. The record is from RefSeq and is a predicted model, not a curated record.